AUGGCAUUUACAAGUCGUCUCCCCUUUUUACCACUACCAGUUAUCUCGUCAGUAGUAGUAGCAGUCGGUGCAUCUCAUAUUAAGAUUCCUCAACUUCUGGCAAGCCUUCUCUCUGGUCAGGGAAGAUAUUCGCGUGCGGUGGCCGCCAUUCUAAUUUUCGCGAACCUCAAGAAUUUACCAUUUAUAUGGCAUUUGCGCGUGUGGAGCGCUAUUCUUCGGCACUGUUACAUUAAUAAACCUAAGGUUCCUCCAGCCCUCGCGACCUCUACUCUAUUUCUCCCUGUCAUCACCGCAUCGCGAUCUCCGCUAUUGGAAUGUGAUUAUAACCUCCAUAAGUCAAACAGCUCAUACUUUUCCGACUUAGAUGUGACUCGAUCGCACAUCAUCUGCGCUUUGCUUGAGCCCGGCAUUCGUAAGACAAAAAACAACAAUACAGAAAGGCUUGUUCUCACACCCCAAGGCGAGCCUGUGCAAGGCAGAUGGAGCGUUAUCCUCGGGGCCACAGCUUGCAAUUUCAAGCGAGAGAUAGGAAUCUACGAGCCAUAUGAGAUGUGGAGCCGUCUACUGUGCUGGGAUCGCAAGUGGCUCUACUUUGUCACACACUUUGUAAAGCGUGGAACCGUGAAACCUAGCUCGUAUAUACAUACGGACGGUAGUUGGUUAAGAAAAGGCUAUCAGACGCGGAAGGGUGAGGGAAAAGAUGACGAAGAUGUUGACGAAAGAGCAAUCUUUGCAAGUGCGAUCAGCAAAUAUGUUGUCAAAAUUGGAAGGUUAACUGUUCAUCCCGAGGUAAUUCUAGCAGCUUCGAAUCUUCUUCCGCCGCGACCAGGAGGAUGGCACACCAUGACUAGUCCGCCGUCAGCGAUAACCUCAAGCGAUGCAAUGGAAUUCGUGGAUGUCGACGGCCCUGAUUGCGAAUGGAGGCGUGUUGAAGAGCGAAACAAGCGAGGGCUCAUGUACGCUGAACAUUUUCAUGCUCUAGAAGGUUUAAAUCAAGAGUUUAGCGGAAGUAAGGGGCCAGCCCUGGGAAAAUACGCAGAUCUAUUCCGCUAG
Molecule: messenger RNA, 1053 nt
Organism: Blumeria graminis f. sp. triticale
Lineage: Eukaryota; Fungi; Ascomycota; Leotiomycetes; Helotiales; Erysiphaceae
Source: the annotation of a GenBank genome assembly